UUCAAUAUAUCCUUACACAAAUUGAUAUAAAACUUUAUUGAUAAGAAUAUUAUCAUUACCUUCUAAUUGGUGUUUUUCCUUGAUUUCAUUAAUAGUGCAAACUGCAAAGUAUAAUUUGAUCUGUUUAUAACCAUUACCACGAAAUCAAUUUGCUGCCAUAUUCAGCUUACACUUUAAUAAACAGUUUGAAGUUGCAAGCUUUCCUUGGAAUUUGUUUUACUGCUCAAUAAAUCGUUUAUUAUAGAAUCGCACAUCCAAUGGAGUGGUCGACAAAGUUUCUAAUAUUUCUUCUUGCUUUUCUAAGCAUAAAUUUUAGUUAUGUUUUUACUAUGCACAAUCCAAUGAUGCGUAUAAAGUGCGAUUUGGGGGAGUAUUUAACUUGUAAAUUUAAAUUUGUAUACUGUUGGCUUUACGAGUGCGUUUGCCUUCCGGAUCACGUUUAUCUAGAACUGGGAUUUGGUUGCCUUUAUAUUGAAUACCUUUAGAUGAAGAACCUAUUUCCAUUUUACGAAAUCUUCAAAUAAGUUGCUUUUAAAUAUAUGUAAACUUUCUUCAAUAAACAUUAGUAACCAUUUUAUUUUAUUUUUAUAUAUUUUGUAAGCUGCCUAAAUCACAUCCUUUAGUUUAGUUUAUUUCUCAAAAUUCCUUGAAGUUUCCGUAGAAAACAUUCGUAAU
This is a messenger RNA of Drosophila eugracilis, 675 nucleotides long. RefSeq lists its product as uncharacterized. The transcript has 2 exons. The record is from RefSeq and is a predicted model, not a curated record. Bases 258 to 485 code for a protein of 75 amino acids. NCBI's taxonomy places the organism in Eukaryota, Metazoa, Arthropoda, Insecta, Diptera, Drosophilidae.